Caenorhabditis remanei is the source of this 1335-nucleotide messenger RNA. RefSeq lists its product as uncharacterized. The coding region runs from base 1 to 1335 and encodes 444 amino acids. The transcript has 9 exons. The record is from RefSeq and is a predicted model, not a curated record. Lineage: Eukaryota; Metazoa; Nematoda; Chromadorea; Rhabditida; Rhabditidae.
AUGUCACGCCUUUCGUCCCUGUUGAUUCUUGUUUGCAUCGGAGCUCUUCUAGUCGAGACAUUCGCCGCUCCUGACGAGCCAAUUAUCGUCCGUUCAAAGCGUCAGCAAUGUCGCUGUGUCAAGAAUCCAAACGGUGGACUUACAUGCAGUUGCGCCAAGGGACCAGCUAAUGGAGCAUCCGGAUCGUCCUCAUCUGUCGGUAAUGGUGUCCAAUACGAUGUUCCUCAAUCAGCUGAUAUCGCCAAUCAGUUGACUCAGAUGUCUCAACAGACAACUGGAAUGAAUGCUGCUCGUUGUGGAUGUAUCCAGAUUGUGUUCCAAGGAGCACCUCAAUACAAUUGUCAAUGUGGAGAUCAGAAUGGAAACCCACUCCCAACAUCCACCACAAUGGCUCCAACCACAACCUCCACCACCACAACCACCACAACCACCACCCCAUCCCCAACCACAACUACAUCCACCACUACACAGGCGCCAGUUUCCUAUCCUCAAGUGCCAACUCAAACUCAGGGAAAUAAUGGUGCUUGCAACUGCAUCAUGAUCAGUAUCACCAGUCCACAAACUGCUCAAUACCAAUGUCAGUGUGCUCAACCACAACAGCAACAACAACAACAGCACAUCAUCGUGGACUACGAAGACCCGACAGUCGAAUACGGAUCCCAAACCGCCAUCCCAGGAACUCUACCAGCACCAAAUACCACUCCAGUUCCACCAACCACCACCACAUCAUCCACAACCACAUCGACCACAACACCAACUCCACAACAGUAUCCACAUCAGAAUCCAUCAAUGUUCACUCAGUCACCACCUACCGUAUACCCAGCCAUCGGACAGUUGGCCACUGGACAAGAGACAUGUUACUGUCUUGAUCCAACCACUAGUGUCAUGUCUGGAUGUGGUUGUCGGUGUAAUUGUGCCACGUUGAUGGUUACUGUACCUAAUGCGUAUUGUGGAUGCCCACAACCAGGACAACAACAGAUGCAAUACGCUGAUACCUACGACUACACUCAAGUCUACUCUACCCAGGCUCCAACGACCACCACAACUGCCCCAACCACUACCCAAACUCCACCAACCCAACCACCAACCACUACCAGUCCGAUCCAAUAUGCUGACACUACUGCAACCCAAUACCCAUUGACAACCACAUGUGUGAUGUAUGUCAAUGUUCCAACGACCGCAUGCUCAUGCCUUCCACAAUACGAUCAGUGUGCUCAGAAUGUUUGCUGUUUGAAGGCAAAAUACAGGAGUUACAAGAAAGCCGAAGAAACCCAACCAUCGACCCUCGACGUGCUCAUGAACGUUCUCCAGACAAUCAAAACGAAACUCGAAUAG